AUGAACACGAAACAAGACAGAGAACGCAUGUACUUAUUUUUUCAGUUUCUUCAUUUUCUCUAGGAAGGCUUCACCUACAGCACACGAUGCAGCUUUAUUAUUGUUACUCAUUCUCAAUCAAUCAAGACGAAAUCUUUUCCACUUUUGGAGGACCACGACUAAAAACUUACUUUACAACUGUACAGGUACAAUUUUUUUUUUCGUAUGCUUAGAGGAGUAAUUGGGAAACGAAUGAGUGGGAAUAUGACGACGAAAGGGCGACACUUUUUAUUUGUGGACGAGCAAGAAAGUUCAAGUUGA
Molecule: messenger RNA, 300 nt
Organism: Amoebophrya sp. A25
Lineage: Eukaryota; Dinophyceae; Syndiniales; Amoebophryaceae
Source: the annotation of a GenBank genome assembly